GGGAGAGGGAAAAGGAAAACAUUUAAAAGAAAGAAAAGCAAUGGUGCAUGCAUGCAUGCAUCCAUCCAUCCAUCCAUCCAUCCAUCCAUCCGGACUUAGAUCCAAAGACAAAAAAAGGUCACGAAAGUCUCUUCGUAGUCUUCCACUUUCUUUCUCUUUUCCUCUGUUUUUCCUCUGUUUUCUCUCUCUCUAUUACACAGCUUUACCCUAACUUCCUUUCAAACCCCACACCUGCCGGAGCUUCCCUUCUUCUCGAAAUGACCUUUCUGCCCUUUCCCUCUUCCCCAAUUUCCACCUUCUUCCUCCUCCUCCUCCUCUGACUCUCUUUCUUCUUUCUCUCUCUCUCUCUUUCUCUUUCUUCAUGGACCCCACUGAUUCCGACCUCCCCGAUCCAUCUAAUGCCUCCUCCGGUGCUAAGUACAAGCUCUUGUCUCCCGCCAAGCUUCCGAUCUCCAGGUCCCCUUGCAUUACCAUCCCUCCUGGCCUCAGUCCCACUUCAUUUCUCGACUCUCCUGUUCUUCUUACCAACUUGAAGGUAGAACCUUCUCCGACUACUGGGUCCUUUACCAAGCUUCCAAUGGCACAUGACUCUUCUGGCUCAGCGAUUUAUCCAAUGACCAGCAUGGCUUUCUCAAAUACUAACGCCUCGGAUGAAGGAAGAUCCAACUACUUUGAGUUCAAACCAUAUGUUGGACCAAAUAUGGUUCCUGCAGAUUUGAGUCAUAGGAAAGGUGAACAAUUUUCUGAAGUUCAAGGUCAACCUCAACCUUUUACUGCUCCACCCAUGACUAAAAUGGAGAUCAGUGUCAUGUCAAAUGAUUUGAGUCGAUCAACCCAGAUGGACACACAUACAGUUGCCUCAGGGGUUAGUGUUCCUGAAGCCAAUGGAGAUGAGAUCAACCAUAGUUUGAACACAAAUAGCAGGGUUCAGGCUCCACAAUCUGAUCCAAAAGGCAGUGGUAUUCCAGUAGUUUCAGAUAGGUUAUCUGAUGAUGGAUAUAACUGGCGGAAGUAUGGACAGAAGCAUGUUAAAGGGAGUGAAUUUCCGCGUAGCUAUUAUAAAUGUACCCAUCCUAACUGUGAAGUGAAAAAGCUCUUUGAACGCUCCCAUGAUGGGCAAAUAACUGAUAUUAUCUAUAAAGGUACCCAUGAUCAUCCUAAGCCUCAGCCAAGCCGGCGAUAUUCUGCCAGUGCUUCUAUGAAUGUUCAAGAAGAUGGGACUGAUAAGCCUUCAUCUUUACCUGGCCAAGAUGACAGGUCUUGCAGCAUGUAUGCUCAGACAAUGCAUACCAUUGAGCCAAAUGGAACUACAGAUCCAUCCAUGCCUGCAAAUGAUAGGAUCACUGAAGGUGCAGGAACAACUCUGCCAUGCAAGAAUCACGAUGAGGUUGAUGAUGAUGACAUAUACUUGAAACGGAGGAAAAUGGAACUUGGUGGUUUUGAUGUCUGCCCAAUGGUUAAACCAAUCAGGGAACCGCGUGUUGUGGUUCAAACUCUAAGUGAGGUUGAUAUACUGGAUGAUGGGUAUCGCUGGCGGAAAUAUGGUCAGAAGGUAGUGAGAGGAAAUCCCAACCCGAGGAGUUAUUACAAAUGCACAAAUGUUGGAUGCCCUGUUCGAAAACAUGUUGAAAGAGCAUCCCAUGACCCAAAAGCUGUUAUAACUACAUAUGAAGGGAAACAUAAUCACGAUGUUCCCACUGCAAAAACUAGUAGCCAUGAUGUCACAGGCCCAUCGACAAUUCCAUCAUCAAGGUAUAGACUCGAGGAGAGUGACACCAUAAGCCUUGAUCUCGGCGUUGGCAUUGGCACAGGUGGUGAGAAUAGAUCAAAUGAAUACAGGCAGGCAUUGCAUUCACAACUUGUUGAAAACCGAGCUCCAAGUGGGAAUUUCAACUUUGAAGUAGUUCAAGAGAACUCGGCACCGACCUAUUUCGGUGUGCUCAAUAGAAGUGUUAUAAAUUAGCAUGGAUCAAGAGAGUUUGAAUGAAACCCGCAAUAGGGAGAUUGCUCCUCUAAAUCAUUCGUCUUAUCCAGGAGCAAAUCAUUCUUCUCAUCCAUAUCCGACAGAGCGUUGGAAGGAUACUAACAGGGCCUUAAGUUUCAAAGCAGUGAAGCCAUGUGUGACAAGUUGCCAUCAUUUUUCAUCAACCCUAUAUUGCUUUCUUUUUCAUUUGGAUGGCUUAGGACGAGAGUGAAUAUGUGGAAUAUUAGAGUUCUUUAAUGUUUGCCCUUUGUUGUUUAUGAGCUUAUGCGGAGGUUAACUGCCUUAGUUCUUCUAACUUCUAAGUCAAUACAUGUACAAAUAUGAUAUGAACCACCUCGUAUUAUUUGUUACACAGAAGAUGUAUUUUUACAAUGUAAUUCAAAUACUGGAAAUAUAA
Messenger RNA from Cucumis sativus (cucumber), 2381 nucleotides. It is a transcript of the gene WRKY17, whose product is annotated as probable WRKY transcription factor 20-like. Gene Ontology annotation, biological process: regulation of DNA-templated transcription. The record is from RefSeq and is a predicted model, not a curated record. NCBI's taxonomy places the organism in Eukaryota, Viridiplantae, Streptophyta, Magnoliopsida, Cucurbitales, Cucurbitaceae. The transcript has 6 exons. Gene Ontology annotation, molecular function: DNA-binding transcription factor activity; sequence-specific DNA binding. Bases 362 to 1963 code for a protein of 533 amino acids.